AUUCAAAAUUGUCGCCAGGCUCAGUUUCUUCGCGAGCGCCGGGCGUGCUUGGAAGAGAAGCGCUCCCGCUGCCUUGGUACAGGCUCCUGUAUUUUUCUGGAUUUCUUUUUUUUGUUUGUUUUUUUACCUUAUUUCUUCGGCGGUUUCCCGCGCAGGCGGCUGUACCGGUUGUCCGCGAGCCGGAGGGGCCCUUGAACGGUGCGACGUCUCAGAGCAGCCGGCUGUGGCGGGGGGUCCUUUCCCGGCGCGGUCGCACCGGCGCCCCCCCGCCCGCCAUGUACUACAAGUUCAGCGGCUUCGCUCAGCGGCUCGUCGGGGCCACGGCGGCCGCCGCCUACAACCCGCAGGGACUCAAACCAAUAGUUUCCACUGAAUCCCCAGCUCCGAUUUUUGGGACAACAAGUAAACUUGCUUCAGAUUUUCCAGCAACUGAUUCUUACUUGGCUAAAAACAAGGUACCAGACCUACAGAAAAUUUUUCAGAAAGCAGACGGAUUGCCAGUACACCUGAAACGAGGAGUGCCAGACAGGCUGCUUUAUCGGACCACUAUGGCUCUAACAAUAGGCGGGACUAUCUACUGUCUGGUAGCACUGUACAUGGCCUCCCAACCAAGACAACAAAAAUAAAUGAACCACAGUUCAUGGGACUCUCAACACUUCUCUGAAGGACCUUCUGCAUGCAUCAAUUUGCACUUAAUUCUGUGGUCACGUAGGGUUCAUUAUUCAGAUUAAAUUUCUUGGAGAAAAUGGUUUUACAUUGAUUGCCUUAUGUAUUCUAAAAAACAAUAUAAAUGGCCAAAUACAUAAUUUUAACAUAA
Molecule: messenger RNA, 817 nt
Organism: Pseudopipra pipra
Lineage: Eukaryota; Metazoa; Chordata; Aves; Passeriformes; Pipridae
Gene: COX7A2L
Product: cytochrome c oxidase subunit 7A-related protein, mitochondrial
Exons: 3
Coding region: 276-626 (116 amino acids)
Biological process (GO): regulation of oxidative phosphorylation; mitochondrial electron transport, cytochrome c to oxygen; mitochondrial respirasome assembly
Source: RefSeq, a predicted model, not a curated record